AUGGCUCCCGCGGUGAAGAAGCCCCUGAACGUUUUCAAGCUUGGCAAUACAGGCCUACCACCGCAGGUCUUCAACUGGAGACUAUGGUUUGCAGUUGUCAACUUCGGCCUCCUCGGUGCGGCUCGCGGUUUGGACGAAGGUCUCAUUACCGGCGUCUUCAACUCCAAGGGGUUUCAAGAACUUUUGCACCUCGGCAACUACUCGAAAGCCGAGCAAGCAAACAUCAAAGGCAACGUUUCUGCCAUGACAUUGAUUGGCUGUGUUCCUGGCUCUAUCAUCGCUUACUUUGCCUGCGAUAGAAUCGGCCGUCUCUGGACGGUGCGUGAGGUGUGCUUAGUUUGGCUGAUUGGAAUUACCAUUUUCAUGGCGAAUCAAGGUCACUUGGGCGCAGUCUAUGCCGGAAGAUUCAUCGUUGGACUCGGCAUGGGACAGAUUCCUGUGGUGGGACCAAUCUACAUCGCAGAAGUUGCACCGGCGCCCAUUCGAGGUCUCUGUACCUGCUCCUCUACGGCCCUUGGGUACCUGAUCUUGGUCAUUGCCUACUUUGCCAACUACGGCGCGCGUCUACACCUAAAUGGCACCAACGCUCAAUGGGUAAGCCUCAACAUCACAGAGCCUCCGCUGUUUACAACCGCUAAGUAUCCUCUUCAGCAAAUACCAAACAGCCUCAAUUUCAUAUUUGCAGGCGUCAUCUUACUCAUGUCCUUCUUCCAAACCGAGACGCCUCGAUUCUACGUCAAACAAGGAAAGCCUGGGCUUGCGGUCAAAGCCAUGGCACGCUUUCGCAACCUGCCACCAGAUGAUCCUUAUGUACUUGAGGAGAUGUCUGCCGUCCAAUCCCAUUGGUUGGCGGAAUCCGAAACGACCAAGGGACAAGGCGCAAUUGGGCUCGCUAAAGAGAUCUUCCUUGUCCCGAGCAACUUGUAUCGGCUUUAUAUCGGCGUGAUGGGUCAAAUCCUCUCUCAGUGGUCUGGCGCGGGCUCUAUAACUCUUUAUGCCGUGGACCUCUUUAACGUUGUUGGCGUCCGCGGCCAGGAGGAAUCGCUUCUCAUUUCAGCAGUCUACGGAAUCGUUAAGUUUAUAGCCGCCUUGAUAUGUUUGUUAUUUCUUGUCGAUGUUGUUGGGCGAAAGCGGUCCCUACUCGCUGGCAUCACUCUCCAGGCCAUCAGCAUGAUUUACGUGGCCGCUUUCCUGUCCAGCACCCCGCAGCUAGGUGUGGACAAGCACUUUGAAGUACCUGCGUCAAAACGCGGCGCCAGUCUGGCGGCCAUCGUCAUGAUUUUCUUCAGCGGGUUCGGCUGGGCGCUCGGGUGGAGCAGCAUGCAGUACCUUUUGACGGCCGAGCUGUUCCCGCUCCGGAUCCGGGCGGCAUGCACGUCGCUGAUCAUGGUUGCGCAUUUUGCCAACCAAUAUGGCAACGGACGCGCUGUUCCAAACAUGCUGUUGCCGUUGGGUGAAGGAGGCAUCAAUCCGAGCGGCACGUUCUGGACGUUUGCCGCUGUCACGGUUGCGGGUGGGAUCUGGGUGGUCUUUACUAUUCCUGAGACGGCUGGCCGCACGCUGGAGAGCAUGGAUCGACUAUUCCAGUUGCCAUGGUAUAAAAUUGGCCUUAGGGGUAACGAUGAUGCUGCUAUGCGGGACGAGGCGGAGACUAGGGAGGAGAAGGUAGUAACUUAG
Messenger RNA from Purpureocillium takamizusanense, 1677 nucleotides. RefSeq lists its product as uncharacterized. The record is from RefSeq and is a predicted model, not a curated record. Gene Ontology annotation, molecular function: carbohydrate:proton symporter activity. NCBI's taxonomy places the organism in Eukaryota, Fungi, Ascomycota, Sordariomycetes, Hypocreales, Ophiocordycipitaceae. The transcript has 3 exons. Bases 1 to 1677 code for a protein of 558 amino acids. Gene Ontology annotation, cellular component: membrane. Gene Ontology annotation, biological process: carbohydrate transport; transmembrane transport.